Molecule: messenger RNA, 876 nt
Organism: Funneliformis caledonium
Lineage: Eukaryota; Fungi; Glomeromycota; Glomeromycetes; Glomerales; Glomeraceae
Source: the annotation of a GenBank genome assembly
AUGUCCCUAGAGAGGAAUUUUCAGAGCGCAAAAGACUCUUUUGAAGAGAGAAUUUUGCCUAUACAGAUAGGCUGGAAUUUGUCGGUGGAAAAAAUCGAUACUUUCUUUGAACGUCAAGAUACACGCGGAUACAAAUUUGACAUCGAUUCAAAAGGAAACAUAUUUAUAGUUGAAAUGGAAAAAGCGGAACACGCAUCUGUUGUUGGACUGCUUCAAAAAUAUUUUGAAGUUCCCAAUGGAGGUAUCAUUAUUAAUCCUCCGAUAGAUGUUCUAGGUGCUUCAGCUCACUAUAAGCCACGUGGAAGAGGAAAACCCUCGGCACCUGAUAUUGCUAUAUAUCCAAGUUUGAGUAUCAUUCCGAAACCUCCAACUCCAGCUCCACCUCCACAAUUUGGACUAAGAAUUCUUAGAGCUCCUCGUAUACCUUCCCGACAUCGCGAAAUUCCCCCAGUUGAUAAAACGGGAAGACCCCAUGCACGAAUAAUGUGCGAAGUUGCAGUAUCUCAAAAGUAUGAUGGUCCGAGAGGUUGGAAUGCAAAGUGUUGUCGUUGGAUGCGACAACAAUACGUAAGAUGUGUAUUCGGGAUUAAAAUUUAUAAUAAAAGCUCUACAAGGAAUGCGAAUGGUCAAUUUGACCGAUGUAUGAUUGCAAGACUUUGGACACGUCAGGUAACACCAAUACCAGGAAGACAUAUAGCAGUAGCAGGACAGCCAGGAGUUUAUUAUGAGGAGUGGGAUUUCGGUACUCACGGUUAUUACACUGGUGUUCUUACUGCUUGCACGGGACCAGGUUUACUUAAUUAUCAAGUUAAUAUCCCAAAUCAGGAUGUAUUCUGGAACCCGCCUGUGAUCGGGGGAGCCCCCCUCCACAGUUAG